Molecule: messenger RNA, 1969 nt
Organism: Perca flavescens (yellow perch)
Lineage: Eukaryota; Metazoa; Chordata; Actinopteri; Perciformes; Percidae
Gene: sqstm1
Product: sequestosome 1
Biological process (GO): aggrephagy; endosome organization; mitophagy
Cellular component (GO): aggresome; amphisome
Molecular function (GO): K63-linked polyubiquitin modification-dependent protein binding; protein kinase C binding; zinc ion binding
Source: RefSeq, a predicted model, not a curated record
GCAUUGUUUACUUUCCUGACGACUCCGCCUGACGUCGAUCACGGAAGUAAACAUAAAGGUGAGAGGAUUAAAAGCUGCGUCACAAAGUUCCUCACAGAGUUUCAGAGUCCGAAAGUCUCUCAAACUGCGUCUUUUCUGCCCGGAGUCUGGUCCAGUGUGUGUCCGCUAGAGUCGACCGUCUCCCCGGUAACUGGAGCCUGUUAAAGUGCGUGUUUUCGGCCCGGAGUCUGGUCCAGUGUGUGUCCGCUAGAGUCGACCGUCUCCCCGGUAACUGGAGCCUGUUAAAGUGCGUGUUUUCUGCCCGGAGUCUGGUCCAGUGUGUGUCCGCUAGAGUCGACCGUCUCCCCGGUAACUGGAGCCUGUUAAAGUGCGUGUUUUCGGCCCGGAGUCUGGUCCAGUGAGCGGCAUGGCGGUGACCGUGAAGGCCUACCUGAUGGGGAAAGACGAGGCGGUGAAAGAAGUCCGGAGGUUCGCGGUGGAUCAGGACGUUUCCUCCAGCUUCGAGUACCUGAGCAAGAAAACUGCGAGUGUGUUUAACAACCUGAAGAACUGCUUCAACAUGUACUACAGAGAUGAAGAUGGAGACCUGGUGGCCUUCUCCUCUGAUGAUGAGCUGAUGAUGGGUCUGGCCUGUAUGACCGACUCCACCUUCCGUCUCUACAUCAAAGAGAAGAAGGAGAACCGUAGAGACUUCCCUCUCCACGCCUUCCCCUUCACCUUGAUCUACCCCCCCCCUGGAGGCCCGAUGGCCCCGCCCCCUGGAGGCCCGAUGGCCCCGCCCCCCCACAUGCCCCCCCCGGUGCACGGUGAUGUCACCUGUGACGGCUGCGAGGGGCCCGUGGUGGGAACUCGCUUCAAGUGUUCGGUGUGUCCGAACUACGACCUCUGCUCGGGCUGCCAGGCCCGCGGCACACACACGGAGCACGCGCUGCUGCCCAUCUGGCACCCCCUACAGUGGUUUCCUCGGGGGAAGUGGAUGAAGAGGAUGAGACACUGCAUGUGGAACCAGAAUCUGAACCAGAAUCUGAACCAGGACCAAGGUGGGCCCUCCAGACCCGCUGCAGACUGCAGCGCCUCCUCUGCGUCUGAGGCCAACGUGGAUUUCCUGAAGAACAUCGGCGAGGGCGUGGCGGCCAUGUUGAGCCCACUGGGUAUCGAUGUGGACAUCGACGUGGAACACGAGGGCAAGAUGACCAAGGUGACCCCUCCCUCUCAGAGUGGGGGGGUGGAGGGAGACGGGGGCGGAGCCACAAAUGAGAGUGGGGCCCAAAAUGAGGGAGGAGCCAGCAGUGAGGGAGGAGCCAGCAGUGAGGGAGGAGCCAGCAGUGAGGGAGGAGCCAGCAUCAAAGGGUCAAAGGUGCGGAGAGACUCGGAGGAGGAGUGGACUCACCUGAGCCCCAAAGAGGUCGACCCGUCCACCGGAGAGCUGCAGUCCCUCAGAGACCAGGACCAGAACCAGAACCAGAACCAGGACCAGGGUCCCCCGUCUGGUCCAACAGGCCUCAGGGAGGCGGCGCUGUACCCCCACCUGCCCCAAGAGGCCGACCCCCGCCUGGUGGAGUCUCUGUCUCAAAUGCUGUCGAUGGGUUUCACCGACGAAGGCGGCUGGCUGACUCGUCUUCUUCAGGCCAAAGACUUCGACAUCGGCGCCGCGCUGGACGCCAUCCAGUACGCCAAACAGCCCCGCCCCCACCAGCCCUGAUGAUGUCAUCGUCUACACGAACCAAUCAGACAGCAUCUAACACCAGGAAGUGAUUUACACUCAGUUUAUAAUCAAUAAUCCGUCCAUAAUCAAUACUUUAAUCAGUCAUUACUUUGUCUCUUUGAUUGUUUCUACUUCUUUAAUAUCUUUAUCUUUAAUAUCUUUAUCUUUAAUAUCUUUAUCUUUAAUAUCUUUAUCUUUAAUAUCUUUAUCAUAUCUUUAUUGGUCAACGUGUUGAUCUGAACAAUAAAAACAUGAAGAACUGAA